UACGCUUUUCUCAAAGAAAGACAGAAUCCAAUUAGAUUUCAUGACAUUGGUAGAAGGGAGUUUUGGAAAUGGCUGCCGUGAAUUGUGAUCGGAGUGCAAUGGAUCAGCAGUUUGAAAAGCAAAAUGGUAUGGUUGACCGUCUGAAAAAGCUUUAUCCUGCUGUGAAAGAAGAAAAAACGCCAUUACCCAGAUCCUGGAGCACAAAAGAAAAAUAUACGUAUAUUGGAUUGUCUCAGAACAAUUUGCGUGUACAUUACAAAGGUCAUGGAAAAACCCACAGAGAUGCUGCUAGUGUUCAAGCCACUCAUCCUAUACCAGCGUCUUGUGGUCUGUACUAUUUCGAGGUGAAGAUUGUCAGUAAAGGUAGAGAUGGAUAUAUGGGAAUCGGCCUUUCUGCUCAAGGAGUUAACAUGAACAGAUUACCAGGUAUGAUAGGUUGGGACAAGCAGUCUUAUGGUUAUCACGGGGACGACGGGCAUUCUUUCUGUUCGUCAGGUACUGGACAACCAUAUGGUCCCACAUUUACGACAGGAGACGUUAUAGGUUGUGGAGUCAAUUUGGUGGAAAACACUUGUUUUUAUACAAAGAACGGUCACCAUUUAGGUAUCGCAUUCAGAGAUCUCCCUCCUAAUCUCUAUCCUACAGUUGGUUUACAAACCCCUGGAGAGGUAGUUGAUGCCAAUUUUGGACAAGAACCAUUUUUAUUUGACAUCGAAGAUAUGAUGAAUGAGCUGAAAACUAAGACAAAAAUGGAAAUAUACAAUUUCCCAGUGCCUGAAAGUCAGGGGGAAUGGCAGGCCAUAUUGAGCAAAAUGGUAUCUUCUUACUUAAUACAUCAUGGCUACUGUAAUACAGCUGAAGCAUUUGCUCAAAUCACAAAUACACCUUUUUCAGAAGAUCUUAAUUCUAUCAAAAAUAGAAAGAAGAUUCUGAAAUUAGUGUUAGCUGGUAAGAUGGGAGAAGCCAUAGAAAGAACUUUCAAAUUGUAUCCUGGUUUGCUUGAAAACAAUCAGAACCUACUUUUCAUGUUGAAAUGUCGUCAGUUUGUUGAAAUGAUUAAUGGAACUGAUUUGGAUCGUAGUUUGAAAAGAAGUUGUACUGAUAGUAACAAUAGUUCUCCUCCAAGGCCUGCCAGCCCUGUACUGACUUCUGUCAUACAGUCAACGAAAAAUUUCAGUAAUAAACAGAAACAGCAGGGAGUCCAAGAAAUGAACCAGGCUAAUGCUGCACAUAAAGGAAGCUUUCCUGAUUCUGAUGUUAUAGCCAUAGGUAACAGUGAUGUUGAAAUGGAUGUAACAGAAGAAUCACAAAAUGGACACGGUGAUAACAUUACAAAAACAAGCAUUAGCACAAAUGGAUAUCAAAAUGGAAAUAGUCACAUUGAUGAUUCUCAGAAUGUUAGUCAUACCUGUGAUAAUAACGAUGACGAAGAAAUGGAUGUCGAUGAGCCCUGCAGUAAGAAAGCCUGUACACAACCUGAAGUAGAGAGAAUAUUAGAAUUUGGCAGGGAAUUAUAUAGCCUUAGCCAAAGGUUGAAGGCAGAUAAGGUAGAGAAUGAAACCAAUCAGAAAAUGCUAGAGGAUGCGUUUAGUUUAUUAGCAUAUUCUAAUCCCUGGUCAAGUCCUGUUGGUUGGCAACUGCGUGCAUCAGAGAGAGAAAAUAUAUGUGCUUCCCUCAAUUCAGCUAUUUUAGAAUCAAAUAAUAAGCCUCGUCGACCUCCACUGGAGGUUGCAGUGGCGCACGCGCAGGAAUUGGUGCGUCUGAUGUCGGCUAGUGGUCUGGGCGCGUGCGCCUUCACAUCAUUAUUUGACAUCAUCGAGCAGUGACCUCAGUUUGGUCUAACAGCGACGUUGCAACACUUUUCGAUGAAUCCACUAGCGAGUUGUCGCUGCUGCUGACUGCCAAAAUUAGAUGGAUCGUGAGGUGUACAGACACUUACCGCUAAUUACGAAAGAUCCCUGGAGAUUUAUUUCAGAAGAUCAGUGGAAUAUUCAAUAUAUGAAAGGGAAAGAUGAUUUUUUUAUUGAGCGCCAUUAUGCCUUUUACUUUGAUUUCAAUAUAAUGAUAAUGUUUGUUGGUUUUUCGUAUAGAAUUUUUGUGGGAAUUACUGCUCUGCAUAAAAGUAAACCUUUUUAAACUAUUAUACAAGAUUUUUGAAAUUCUCCAUACCUCAGCUAUAUCAUUCAAGUUUUUUGGAACUCUUUCUACUGAUGAUAUAUGAGCAUUUUUUAUAAUUUGGCUGAAUCUUGCAUUUUCUAUGUUAUUAUAUUUUAAUUAUUCAUCAAAAGACUUGAGAGCCAUGCAAUUUUCUCCCUGACUGCUAAUAGUUUUGAAGUUCAGUUCAACCUGUUUUUUAUGUAAUGUCACAAUCUGCCUUUAAAUAUUGUAUUUUUUUAUUGUUCUUCAUUAUCUUACCAUUAAUAAUGAGAAAUAUAAUAAUCUCUAUUUUCUCUCUAUUUUUUUUCAUUGUUAUUUGAAUAAGAAUCUGAUGUUUAUUUUUAUCAGAGCAGUUGAACAUUGUCCAUCCAUCAAGUUCUGCAGAAAAAAUAUCUUAAACAAUAAAUGAUUUAUUGGUUGUCUUUUUUAAUUCUUGUGUAUGAAUUGUUUUAGAAAAAUAAAUAUUUUAUGUAAGUAAUCUUCCAAAUCUUGCUCCGAGUUGAAUGAAUUGUAAUUCCACACAGCAAUAUUCAAUACAAUCAAAUACAGAGAAUUUGAUAUGGAUAUCUUCCUCAAGAUGAGCAAUCAUGACUUAAAAUCAAUUCAAUUUCUUUUCGAAAAUAUAUUUGUCUUUUUCCCAUAUUUGAGUGGAAACAUUGUUUAUGUCGUGGUUUUUUAUUUCAUUAUUUUUACUAUGACAUUUUAAUUCGUUUUGUUUGGAACUUCUAAUCAGCAAUUGUUUACUGGAUGAAAAUUUUCUCUGAUGUCUUUGAGUGUAAUAGAAUGUAAAUUGCCAUAAAAUCUUUUGGUACUUGCAAGAUAUUUCAACACUUGCUUCUUGCAUCGAAGACCUAAAAUUUUGUUAUUAUUAGCUGAUAUUUUGAUAACAUGAUUAUGUAAGUUUUCCCCUGAAUAUUAUUGAACGAUAUGCGCCACAAAAUAUGACUAAGCGGUAAGUCAAUUUAUUUAUUGAUUUGUAUCUCGCAUGAUAAUGUCUGGAGUGGCAUGUAAAUACAUGGGGUUCAUCUUGUGAAAUCACUUAGUCCUAAUUUCUCGAAAAUUUUCAACAGUUGUAAGAUGUGUGAGGUUUACUAAAAUUCUAUUUUUUACAUUGCCUAUCUAAGAAGAGAAAAAUGAACGGAUUAUUAAUAUUGAAUUGAAAUUCAUGUCAAUCGAUGAAUAGUUCAAGUGAAAUGUUUUUAAUUAACUAGAUUUCUUUUUGGAAUACUUUAUUGUAAAUAUGUUAUCCUUAUGUUAUUUCAAUAAUAAAAUUGUAAGUUGAUAA
Messenger RNA from Harmonia axyridis, 3442 nucleotides. It is a transcript of the gene RanBPM, whose product is annotated as ran-binding protein 9. The transcript has 10 exons. The record is from RefSeq and is a predicted model, not a curated record. Gene Ontology annotation, biological process: cytoskeleton organization; cell surface receptor signaling pathway. The coding region runs from base 69 to 1826 and encodes 585 amino acids. Gene Ontology annotation, cellular component: cytoplasm. NCBI's taxonomy places the organism in Eukaryota, Metazoa, Arthropoda, Insecta, Coleoptera, Coccinellidae. Gene Ontology annotation, molecular function: protein binding.